Messenger RNA from Thecamonas trahens ATCC 50062, 981 nucleotides. RefSeq names its product UPF0317 protein C14orf159. The transcript is spliced from 2 exons. Bases 1 to 981 code for a protein of 326 amino acids. Lineage: Eukaryota; Apusomonadida; Apusomonadidae. The record is from RefSeq and is a predicted model, not a curated record.
AUGGCCAUGGCUAGUGCUGUGACUCGUGCCUUUCGUCGCAUUGAGGGCGCUAUCUACAAGGAUCCUGCAAACCGCGGCAUCGGCAAGUGCUUCGUCAACGGUGCGGUUGGAGCGGCGACGACGGCUCUAAUCUCGGCUCGUUCCAUCCUUCUCACCACGGGAUUCUUCAUUGCUUCGGUCAAUGCUGGCGAGAACGACGGCCCAAUCGGCACGGCUGCGCUCGCCCGCGCACUGGCGGGCGCGGGGAAGGACGUCGUUGUUGUCACCGACGACCUCAACCGCCCGCUCGUCGAGGCUGCGCUCGACGCUGCCCUCAGCGAGAGUCGCUCGACAGACGUGGCUCUCGAGAUCUACCCGACCCAUGACGGCGGCACCGCGUCAAGCGGCGGCGCAUCUCCAGAGUGCCUAGCAUUCCACACCCACAUCCGCGAGACGUACGCCCCAACCGUUGCGGUCGCCAUCGAACGGCCCGGGCGGACGCCCGACGGUUCGUACCGCAACAUGCGUGCCGGCGACAUCUCAGCCGUCACCGCACCCAUUGACGCCAUGUUCCUCCGCGAACCAGCCUUUGGCUUUGCCUCCUCCUCGCUCACCACCAUCGGCGUCGGCGACGGCGGCAACGAAAUCGGCAUGGGCUCGCCUGCCAUCCGCGCUGCCGUCCUCGACGCUGUCCCCGACGCCGACGUCACUGCCACCGUCGUUCCCACCGACAUCACCAUUGCGACUGGCGUCUCCAACUGGGGCGGCUAUGCCCUGGCUGCAGGCGUCGCUGCCCUGACUGCCGCCCCGGGCCUCGCCUUCCCCUCCCACCUCGAUCGCGCCGCCAUGGACGCCGUCAACGCCGUCGGCGGCGUCGAUGGCGUCCGCGCCGCCGUCUCCAUGUCUGUCGACGAUCUCGACUGGCACGACCACCACAGGCCUCUCCUCGACCAUCUUGUCUCCAUAGCCACCGACGCCGCCCCACAUCCCACCUCGGAGUGA